GGCAUUCGGUCUUUCCACGUCGAUGGGCGUCAAGUUAUGAUUGAGUGAAGGAGGGCGUUUCUGAAUAGCUGAUAGUAAUUCAAGCAGUUCAGUCGAACUUCUUGACAUAUCAAUCAUGUUUACGUGGCUCAGCAAAGACGAAAGUCGCCGUAAACAACCCGAAAUAUACGGUAAUGUCGUCGAGGGACUUAAAAAGAUCUAUAGGGCCAAGAUACUUCCGUUGGAAGAACAUUAUCUCUUCCACGAGUUCCAUUCUCCGAAACUCGACGAUCCCGACUUUGAUGCCAAACCGAUGAUUCUGCUGGUAGGUCAAUAUUCUACAGGUAAAACCACUUUUAUUAAAUAUCUAUUGGAGAAAGACUUUCCCGGUAUAAGAAUUGGUCCCGAACCUACUACCGACCGCUUCAUUGCCGUUAUGUAUGGAGAACAAGAAGGUGUCAUUCCUGGAAAUGCUUUGGUUGUGGAUCCCAAGAAACAGUUCCGUCCCCUGUCGAAGUUUGGCAAUGCAUUCUUAAAUCGUUUCCAGUGUUCUUUGGUAAAUUCUCCCGUUCUUCAGAGCAUUUCCAUUGUCGACUCGCCCGGUAUCCUUUCCGGAGAAAAGCAGAGAGUAGACCGUGGCUACGAAUUUGCGGGAGUUCUGGAAUGGUUUGCAGAGAGAGUCGACCGCAUCAUUCUCCUGUUCGACGCGCAUAAGCUGGACAUAUCCGACGAGUUCCGCAGGAGCAUCGAAGCUCUGAGAGGCCACGAUGACAAGAUCAGGAUUGUUUUGAAUAAGGCGGACGGCGUGGAUCACCAGCAGUUGAUGAGGGUGUACGGAGCCCUGAUGUGGUCGUUGGGAAAGGUACUAAACACUCCGGAGGUGGCUAGAGUUUACAUAGGGUCGUUCUGGGACGAGCCCCUCCGCUUUGACACCAACCGGCAGUUGUUUGAGGCGGAAGAACAGGAUUUGUUUAGCGACAUACAGAGUCUCCCGAGAAACGCCGCUCUGAGAAAAUUGAACGACUUGAUAAAGAGAGCAAGAUUGGCCAAAGUACAUGCUUAUGUUAUCAGUGCUCUUAGAAAAGAAAUGCCUUCAGUUUUUGGUAAAGAUAGCAAAAAGAAAGAACUCAUCAAAAAUCUGGGAAACAUUUAUGCAGAAAUUGAACGAGAGCAUCAGAUUUCUUUAGGAGAUUUUCCAGAUAUGAAAUUAAUGCAAGAAAAAUUAAUCCUUCAAGAUUUUCAGAAAUUUAAUCCUCUAAAGCCAAAGUUAUUAGAAACAGUGGACCAGAUGUUAGCGGAAGAUAUUGCUCGUAUCAUGGCAAUGAUUCCUCACGAACAAAUACAACAGAGAGAAGAAACAAAUGUCAAAGGUGGAGUUAUGGAUGGUCUGAAGGAUAGCCCAUUUGGAUAUGGUCGGGGUGAAGGAGCAGAUGCAGGUUCUCUGCAAACAGAUUGGAUAGUUGAUAAAGAAAGAUACAAGUAUGAUGAAAUAUUUGAUAAUUUGGGUCCAAUUAAUGGAAAGAUAUCUGGUGCACUUGCAAAAGCUGAAAUGGUCAAAUCUAAAUUGCCUAAUUCAGUGUUAGGUAAAAUAUGGAAAUUAUCAGAUGUUGAUAAAGAUGGUAUGUUGGAUGCAGAUGAAUUUGCUUUAGCCAUGCAUUUGAUUAAUAUUAAACUUGAUGGACACGAAAUGCCAGCAGAAUUACCAGAACAUCUCAUUCCACCUGCAAAGAGACGCAACAGAUAAUCUGCUAAUGUUAUUUAUGAGUCAUGUGCAAUAUUGAGAAUAUUUACAUAAAAAUUGUACUUAUAUAUUAAAGAUGUAAAUUAUUUUAAAUAAUUCACUUGCAAUGUGCAGUUGGUCACAUGCAUAAUUCCUCAAUAACAUUGAAAUGUCAAUAUAAACCAAAGCAAAUUUUAUGUACAAUAUUAUAUAAUUAUUUCAAGUUUAUUUUGUUGUUUUUUUAAUCAUUUUAUGAUAAAUUUGAUGUAAUUAAUGUUCCUUAAUAUUGUUAUACUCAUUUACAUAAAUUCUAUUUUACCAUAUUGUGGAAACUUGUUAAACUUUCUAUUUUUGUAGCUGAAAGGGACCAAUUUUCUGUUAGUAUUCAGUUAUUAAAUGCUGCAUUAAAUGUAAGAUUUUUUUUUUGAAAUAAAAUUUCUGUAUAAAGAAUGAAUUGUUAA
Centruroides sculpturatus (bark scorpion) is the source of this 2160-nucleotide messenger RNA. Its product is annotated as EH domain-containing protein 1-like. Gene Ontology annotation, cellular component: plasma membrane; cytoplasm. Gene Ontology annotation, biological process: endocytosis; endosomal transport. Bases 116 to 1723 code for a protein of 535 amino acids. The transcript is spliced from 2 exons. Lineage: Eukaryota; Metazoa; Arthropoda; Arachnida; Scorpiones; Buthidae. Gene Ontology annotation, molecular function: calcium ion binding; protein binding; GTP binding. The record is from RefSeq and is a predicted model, not a curated record.